This is a messenger RNA of Vigna radiata var. radiata (mung bean), 1059 nucleotides long. Its product is annotated as embryo-specific protein ATS3B. The record is from RefSeq and is a predicted model, not a curated record. Bases 129 to 692 code for a protein of 187 amino acids. The transcript has 3 exons. Gene Ontology annotation, molecular function: protein binding. Lineage: Eukaryota; Viridiplantae; Streptophyta; Magnoliopsida; Fabales; Fabaceae.
CAUUCUACGCUAAAAGGUUGAAUUUUUGGCAGAGGCAACAAAGACCCGUUUCAGUUCGCAUCGGCUCUCAUUUUUCCAUUUCUUUGUAUUGUUCCUUUUGCUAAACUUUCAGCUUUCAGAGCAAAAACAUGUUAAAACAGGUUCGUCUUCUUCUUCUCUUCUUGGCCUCUGGAUUGACCCUCUCCGUUUCAGAGUCCCAAUCUGUUUCUCUUCUGCCUCAUGCUGCUGACUCCUUCAAUGUCAGCUAUAUCCAGCUGAAGAACGCGGCGACUUGUUCUUACUUGGUGGUUAUAUCUACUAGUUGUUCGUCUCCUAGGUAUACGAGAGAUCAGAUCAGUAUCGCUUUUGGGGAUGCUUAUGGAAAUCAGAUAUAUAUACCAAGACUGGAUGAUCCAACUUCUGGUACAUUCGAGAGUUGUAGUUCAGAUACAUUUCAAAUAAGUGGUCCGUGUGCAUAUCAGAUAUGUUAUGUAUACCUAUAUAGACACGGAUCAGAUGGUUGGAGGCCUGAAAGUGUGAAAAUCAAUAGUUAUAAUGGCAGGGCUGUUACUUUCUAUUACAACACAUAUAUCCCCGGUGAUACUUGGUAUGGAUUUGAUUUGUGCAGCGGUGCUUCUUCUUCGAACCAGGUAUCCAAGCAGAAAUGGAUUAUAUUUAUGGUUCUAGGAUUUGUUCUAAGUUUUUGGUCGUAAGUUUGUGUAUUUUUCAUCUUAUAAUAUUUGCUGCACCUUUGUACCCCAUGAGACUUAGCACCAUAUGUUGAAGUAUAAACACUAGAUGCUUAAAACCUGUGUCUAAAACAGUUUAUCACUUUGCUUUCUUUUUAAUUUUUUAUACUCCCGAGUAUGAUGUGCUUAAUGUUAGCAGAAGUGGUUGGAGGGUGGUGCUGUAAAUUGAUACCCUCAUCAUUCUAUAACCUUAAACUUGAACAUAUGAUGUGUUUCGGGUCAUUCUUCUUGGUUUCAUUUCGACCAACAAUGGUCAAAUCUUUCAUCAUUUCGGUUUUCUUUGUAAUUGUUCAUGACUUAGAGCAUCAAACGAGAUAAUCCAAUUCACUAA